GUUAGAUGGAUUCCCUAUUUGUGACGUACAAACAGAAUAUGUGCUUGAGGAAAAGUUUUAUAGUGCUGUUGACUAAGGGUGACUGUGAAGCUGUUGGUGAAGAUUUUCAUGCAGAUGUCUAUGAGGGCUGUAUGAAUAUAGAUGGAAAUGAGUUUAUGAAGUUCAAAAUUCCAGAUAGUGUUAAGGAUGCUAACAUCAAAAAAAUGGCCAAAGAUUCAGCUCAAGAGGCUUAUUUGUUGUUGAAAAGAGACAUUGAUGUUGUGGUGCACACAUAUAGGGAGAGGUUGGAUGAAGCUAUAAAAAGACUGUUCAAGAUGAGGGUGUUGUGUCUGUUACACAACAAAUAUUUAAAGAUAAUAAUUGGUUGUCUUCAGUUGAUGCACUUGUUGAACAUGUAAUUCAAAAAACAAAUGGAUCUAAAAAUGUGGAUGUUAAUGCUGCUGGGCAGUCUACUCCUAUCCAAUAUCAAGAAAAGCCUGAUGUAACAAACAUUCCAUCGGCUUUGAAAGAAUGUUGUUCUAUCAACCUGGGGCCAUGCGGUGUUGACGUCCCAUAUGUGUCCCAGUUAAUGAUCACAAACAAGGAAAUAUUUAAAGAGUUUCAUUCACUAGCGAAGGAGGUUAUGGAUUAUUGUUUCCUAAAGGAAACAAUGGAUAAGUUUGAAGAUAUAUUUGCAUUUGGUGAUUUUUAUGCUUUAUCAUGCAAGGAAGCAUUCACUUUGAAAAAUAAUGAGAAGAUUUCGUCGGUAGUUUUUGAUUGUUGGGCAGUUUAUUCGAACAUGAUUGAAAGAAAUCAGGAGUAGCCUGUGCCUGAUAAAGAAUUAAAAGCAUUUUUAUUCACAUCCCAACACUGCAUAAGUGUGUAAUACCUUUAGCAGCUUUGUUUGUUUUUAUUGUACAUAAUAUUCAUUUUUUUUGUUUGGUUUCACGUAUUAGCGUGCUUUGGGUAUGUUAAUGUCUGAAAUGCACGAUGAGAAAGCGAAUGACUUGAAGGUCGAGGUUGUUGAUGCUUGGGAAAUUCAUGUUAAUUUGAUUAGAGCCGAU
Amaranthus tricolor (Joseph's coat) is the source of this 1043-nucleotide messenger RNA. RefSeq lists its product as uncharacterized. The record is from RefSeq and is a predicted model, not a curated record. The transcript has 3 exons. NCBI's taxonomy places the organism in Eukaryota, Viridiplantae, Streptophyta, Magnoliopsida, Caryophyllales, Amaranthaceae. Bases 6 to 398 code for a protein of 130 amino acids.